Messenger RNA from Danio aesculapii, 4261 nucleotides. RefSeq names its product tripartite motif-containing protein 16-like. Bases 215 to 1924 code for a protein of 569 amino acids. The transcript has 6 exons. Lineage: Eukaryota; Metazoa; Chordata; Actinopteri; Cypriniformes; Danionidae. Gene Ontology annotation, molecular function: protein binding; zinc ion binding. The record is from RefSeq and is a predicted model, not a curated record.
AAAUUCGACAUCUACAUCUCAUAAUAGUUUACUUAAAAACGUAAAAUAACUUUAUUUUUACUCAAACUGCUGUGGGUUUAUUUCUGCAUUAGACUGUCCUCUAGUGGCGGAGUUUAUUAUAUGACACACACAGGAAGUGUCAGAGCUAAGAGAAACCGAAACUUAUAAUCAGUGUUGUGUCGGUGUCUAUCUGUCUGCGAGUGUGAGCUGUAAAAUGGCAGAAUCCAGUGUUUCUUUGGCUCAUAAUGAGUUCAGCUGUUCGGUGUGUCUGGAUCUCCUAAAGGAUCCAGUCUCCAUUCCCUGUGGACACAGUUACUGUAUGAGCUGCAUCACAGACUGCUGGAAUCAGGAGGAUCAGAAGAGAGUCUACAGCUGCCCUCAGUGCAGACAGACCUUCAGCCCCAGACCCGCUUUAGCUAAAAACACCAUGCUGGCUGAGGUGCUGGAGAAACUGCAGAAGAGCAAACUACAAGCUGCUGGUCCUGCUCAGAGUCCCGCUGCAUCUGGAGAUGUGGAGUGUGACGUCUGUACUGGAGCCAAAAACAGAGCCGUCAAGUCCUGUCUGGUGUGUCUGAACUCUUACUGUCAGACUCAUUUUCAGCGCCAUCAAGAACUGAAUCCAGGAAAUCGACACAAAGUGACUGAAGCCACUCGACGACUGCAGGAGAUGAUCUGUCCUAAACAUGAGAAACCCCUGGAGAUCUUCUGCCGCACUGAUCACUGCUGUAUAUGCUCUCUGUGUAUGGUGGAUCAACACAAACGCCAUGACACUGUUUCAGCUGCAGCAGAGAGGACUGAACAACAGAGUCGGCUGAGGGAAACCCAGAGCAGUUUCCAGCAGAGACUCCAGGAGAGACAGAAGGAGCUGGAGGAGCUGAGAGAGGCUGUGGAGUCUCACAAGCGCUCUACACAGGCCGCAGUGGACCACACCGAGAGGAUCUUCACUCAGCUCAUCUGCUGGAUUGAGAGAAGCCGCUCGGAGCUCACGCAGAUGAUCAGAGAUGGAGAAAAGACUGCAGUGAGUGGAGCUGAAGAACGACUGGAGCGACUGGAGCAGGAGAUCAAUGAUCUGAGGAGGAGAAACGCUGAGCUGGAGCAGCUUUCACACACAGAAGAUCACAUCCAUUUCCUCCAGAGUUUCCAGUCUCUCUCUGUCCCUCCUGGAUCUACAGACUCAUCCAGCUUUAUUAGCAGCUCGCAGCUCGCUUUUGAUCAACUUGCUGAAUCUGUGUCUCGUCUGAGAGACAAACUGCAGCAGUUCUGCACUGAGGAGAUGAAGACAAUAUCUACAAGAGUGAGCAGAAUUAGCUGGAUUACCACUCCUGAAACACAGACCCGUGAGCUGUUUCUCCAGUAUUACCAUCGACUCACUUUGGAUCCAAACACAGCGAAUCCGAACACAGUUCUGUCUGAAGGAAACACAGUGGUGGAAUAUAAUGGUUCAGUCCAGUCAUAUCCUGAUCAUCCAGACAGAUUUGAUAGCUGGUGGCAGGUGUUGUGUAAAGAGAGUGUGUGUGGACGCUCUUACUGGGAGCUGGAGUGGAACGGACAUGGUGUUUUGUAUAUAUCAGUGUCAUAUAAGAGCAUCAGCAGAAAGGGUUGGGGUAAUGAACGUAAAUUUGGACGCAAUGAUCAGUCCUGGAGUUUGGCCUGCUCUGUUAACAGUUUCUCAUUCUGGCAUAAUAAUAUAAAGACUAUUCUCCCUAAACCCUCCGUCAGCUCCUCUAGAAUAGGAGUGUAUGUGGAUCACAGUGCAGGCACUCUGUCCUUCUACAGCGUCUCUGGCACAACAAUGAGCCUCAUACACACACUCCACACCACAUUCACACACACACUCUAUCCUGGAUUCUGGCUUGAGAAAGAUUAUAAAAGUCUAUCUGGUCAAUCUUCUCCAAAAAUAACAAUCUGUGAUCUAACAAUAUAGAAGGUACAGAUACCUACAAUGUUUUGAGAAAUAUAAUUUUUUCAUGUUUAUAAUUUACUGAAUAUAACAAUUAGCAUUAGGGUAAUUUGUUCAUUUUAUUCAGAAGUUGCCAUGAAGCGAGAUCUGUAAAGAUGCACAGAUAUUUUGGCUGAUUUUCAUUCAUUCAUUUUCUUUUCGGCUUAGUCCCUUUGUUAAUCCAGGGUUGCCACAGCGGAAUGAACUGCCAACUUAUCCAGCACGCAGCAGAUGCCCUUCCAGCCACAACCCAUUUCUGGGAAACAUCGACACACUCAUUCAUUCACACUCAUACACUACGGACAAUUUAGCCAACCCAAUUCACCUGUACCGCAUGUGUUUGAACUGUGGGGGAAAUCGGAGCACCCGGAGGAGAACAUGCAAACUCCACACAGAAACGCCAACUGACCCAGCCGAGGCUCAAACCAGCGACUUUCUUGCUGUGAGGUGACAGUGCUACCUACUGCGCCACUGCGUUGCCUGGCUGAUUUUCAUUACAUUUAAAAAUCAUCAGCACAUCAGCUAUAAAAUAGACAAAGUUUUGAAUAAAUUGUGAGAAGGGAAAGUUCAGCUGCAUAAUCCUCUGUGGAAAAAUAAUGAAAACUUGCCAAAACAAAAUGAAAUGUUUACAUACAUUAGCAUUAGUUACUCAUAAUAAUAUUAACAAAAAUAAUAUAUAAAGGACAAUAUUGGCCUGUUGAAUAAUGGAUCUAAUCCAUGUUCAUUGAUACGAUGAAGCAUCAGUUAGGCCUGUCACAAUAAUCAAUAUAUCGACUUCUCGCACAACACAUGGACAUGACCUCAAUCAUUUAUGGUGAUGCAAUAUAUAUAUCGCCCAUACAUGAAAACCAAUUCUAGCAACAUUUCAGCUGAUAGUGCAACAUAUCCUGGACGUGUCAGUGUCAGUAUGGUUAAAAACAAUCCAGUAUUUACUAUAAAUUACUAUAGUAUAUUUUCAUGUGGAUGUCUGGCAGCUGAAAAUAGAUCUGGUAGCAGAUAUCGCAGACUCUGUUAUUCUUCACCUUACACUUUUUUGUUAACGUUGAUUAUUAUUUAUUUAGGAUGUGCAUUUUCACAUUCUGAUUCCAAUACCUCAUUAUUAAAUUGUUAAAAUGACUAUAAUUAAAGGAAAUAUUCUUAAGAAUAAUAUAUUAUGUGUUGAUUGGAAGAGUGUACUUGCUAUAUAUAUAUAUAUAGUCAUUCUGGCAUUAUAUAAUGAGUGCCAUAAAAUGGUCUUAAAAUGACAAUAAUAUCGUUUAUUGCAAUAUAUUUUGGUGCAAUACAUCGUACAAUAUUCAUUCAUUCAUUCAUUUUCUUUUCGGCUUAGUCCCUUUAUUAAUCUGGGGUCGCCACAGCGGAAUGAACCGCCAACUUAUCCAGCAUUUUGUUUUAUGCAGCGGAUGCCCUUCCAGCUGCAACCCAUCACUGGGAAACACAUACACACUUAUUCACACACACUCAUACACUAUGGACAAUUUAGCCUACCCAAUUCACCUGUACCGCAUGUGUUUGGACUGUGGGGGAAACCGGAGCACCCGUAGGAAACCCAUGCGAUCGCAGGGAGAACAUGCAAACUCCACACAGAAACGCCAACUGACCCAGCGACCUUCUUGCUUUGAGGCGACAGCACUACCUACUGCGCCACUGCCUCGCCCACAUCGUACAACAAAUAUAGAUAUUGCGACAGGCCUAGCAUCAAUAAACCAGCUAGUAAACCUUAAUGCAUGUAUUUUUUAAUUAAUUUUGCUAAUGUAAAACACUGAUCUACAUUAAUGACAAACGUUCAAUUAAGUGAGAAAGAGACAAAUAUCAGUAUCAUCAGUACAACAAGUAUUGGACCGUUUCUUUUUACAUUUUAAAGUAAAUACUCAUUCAUAAUCAUGUCAUCAUAUUUUUCACUUUAUUUAGAAUGUAAGGGCAAAUGUUUGACCAAAAACAUUUGUAAAACUCAUAAUUACAGGUCCAACAUAAAAAUAUUAAAUAAUCGCAAAUAAAAUGCAAAAUGUAAACGUUGUAUUUUCAAGAUUACAACUUUCUCCUGAUGCUAUUAUUGGAUCAUGUAAAAUAUUGUAUCAUUAUAUGUUUCUGUCUUAUAAAAAAGUAUUAUUGUAAACAAUGUACACAAUAUAAACGAAAGAGAAUAAUAUGAAACGAUAGACUUUUUAUUUUGUCCAUACAAUAUAUAGUCAUAUUGCACAGCCCUAAAACUGCAUUUUCUUUACCUCACCUAUAUUAGUUAUAUUAUUAUUCAGUCUUAUCAUUGAAUGUGUACAUUCAGUGGAGCACUACACAAAACAUUUAAAGUUGUAGUAUAGUGUUGGU